UCGUCGCGUCAUUUUGACCGGGAAGCUGCAGGCGGCACUGCAGAAAGAGGUGUGUGGUGGAAUGCUACGGCAACAUAUAUCCUCCGGAUAUUUGUACUCCUCAGCUUAACAAUCUAAACUUUUCGAAACAUGGCUUCUGCUACUGGCAUUCCUGACACUGCGGUCAUUCAUGCUGGAGAGGAUGAACCCCUCAUUGGGAGACCCGGCGGUGCAUCACAGCAAGAAGGGAAAUCCCUCUGGUACAACCUCGUCAUAGGCACAGCAGUCAUUGCCCAAGCUGGUAUAAUCCUGCUCACGGCCUCCGUUUGGGCCAGCAUCUUCCUCUCACCCCUCAUGCUCUUCUCCGCACAUCCACUUCUCAACUCCGCCGGUCUCCUCAUCCUUACACAAGGCAUUCUCAUCCUUCAGCCGACCCAUACUGUCGACCAGAAACGUUACGGCACCGCUGCACACUUCAUCUUCAACAACUUGGGGAUUUAUUCACUUAUUGCUGGUCUGGUUGUUAUCGAGGUCAACAAGUUCGCCCACAAUGGCACCCAUUUCGAAUCACCACAUGCCAUUCUCGGUCUGAUCACAUAUAUCUUGCUUGCUAUCCAGUCUUUCGUCGGAUUUACACAAUACUACACGCCGAGAUUGUACGGUAGCGUGGAUACUGCUAAGAGCCUGUACAAGUACCAUAGGGUCAGUGGAUACGUGGUGCUCACACUGAUGCUGGCUACUGUUGCGGCUGCAACACAAACGGAUUUCAACAAGACGACGCUGGAUAUCAAGCUCUGGGCUGUACUUGUUACUGCUGUUCUGGUACUUAUUGGAAUUAUUCCCAGGAUCAAGAAGCAGAAGUUGGGCUUGAAGGGAAGUGCUAAGCCAGCUGCUAGCGACAACUUGACUCAGUAGGUGAGGUCGAGGGAAAGAGUUGACCGUUCUAGGAAUGGGCUGUUUGGUGUGACCCUUUCAUUGAUUCUGCAAUGGAGUGGUGGAGCGUUUUCUGAAAUUAAAAGCACGCAUGGUAUUGGAG
Molecule: messenger RNA, 1015 nt
Organism: Mollisia scopiformis
Lineage: Eukaryota; Fungi; Ascomycota; Leotiomycetes; Helotiales; Mollisiaceae
Exons: 3
Coding region: 130-894 (254 amino acids)
Molecular function (GO): transmembrane monodehydroascorbate reductase activity
Source: RefSeq, a predicted model, not a curated record